This is a messenger RNA of Carassius auratus (goldfish), 1087 nucleotides long. Its product is annotated as protein FAM189A2-like. Bases 21 to 554 code for a protein of 177 amino acids. Lineage: Eukaryota; Metazoa; Chordata; Actinopteri; Cypriniformes; Cyprinidae. The transcript has 2 exons. The record is from RefSeq and is a predicted model, not a curated record.
UUUCUCUCUCUCUUCCAGUAAUGAGUUGUGAAGCAGCUACACAGACAGAGUUAGGCCCUGGAUCGGCUCCUGCUCCAGGCUCAGUGAUUGUAACAGAGCAUGGGACGGUUACACUCCGACAGGGCCGUGGCAAACGGAAGCCUCGUCCCAACUCCAUGGUGGAUUACCAGAGCUAUAGAGACACAAAACUGCUGGUGGCCCGUUUUCUGGAGCAGUCCUCCAGCAGCUUGACCCCUGAGGUACAGGAGCUGGUCCACAGCAUCAAAACAGUGCUGCGCUCCGAUGAGGAACACAUGGAGGAGGCUGUUCUCUGCGCCAGCUUCAUCGACCAGGCCACGGUUUCAGAGGUUGCACCAGCGCAGAUGGAGCCCACCUCCCACACGCUGCCGCUGCGCAAACGUCCGGCCACCCUUCACCUCCGCAGCUGUGGUGAUCUCAGCUCCUUCACCUCGGGGCAGCCGCAGCCGGAGCGCAGGACCGGCACCCAUUCCCAAACAGGAUCCCAUGAACGUCCACACAGCCUUAUAGGAGUCUUCCGAGAAACUGUCCUCUGAGUGACGUCUCAAACAGACUGAAGGUACAGUGAACAUCACGACAUUUCGGAAACAUCUGCUUUUUGUUAGAGAUUAUAGCAAAUAUUAUUCAUUUUUUUAGCUUUUUCAGUUGGAAUUCCAGUUGUUUGGAUUUACUCCUGAUUGUUUUUACUUUUUACACAUUAUGCAUUAUGAUAAAACACUGGAAAAAAAAUAUAUAUAUUUUUUUACCAGAUGUUCCUUAUUUAAGAAUUAUAUUAUUAACACUCACAAAUUGACUAUAUGAAAAAUACAAUAUAAAGAAUCAUUAUAAUGAGAAAAACAUGCAAAUGUAUGGCUUUAUUUAGUUUAUAUGAUGUGGGGAAUUACUCAAUAUUGUGAGGUAGAUGAUACAUUUGUAAUUUUUGUUUGACGAUUCUCAACAAUUUUAUCAUUUCUCUCAAGAUGUCCUUCUGAGAUGUUGUGCUUUAUUUCUGAAUUGGCUCAUAUUCUGCAUUAUAUGGGCGAAACCUAACAUCCAUAUUUCCCCAAGAUUAAAUAUGAUCUUUAAAGCA